Molecule: messenger RNA, 615 nt
Organism: Aspergillus eucalypticola CBS 122712
Lineage: Eukaryota; Fungi; Ascomycota; Eurotiomycetes; Eurotiales; Aspergillaceae
Product: structural toxin protein RtxA
Exons: 3
Coding region: 74-406 (110 amino acids)
Source: RefSeq, a predicted model, not a curated record
CUCAUCAUCUUGCCCUUGAAAAUAUCUGUAGCAAAUCCCACUGCUUCGACCCCAAAAAUACUUCAACCCAAACAUGUCUCCCACUCAAUUCCGCCUGAUAUUCAAUGUCCCCCCAACCGGCCUUGCGGCCUGCAAAGCUGCCAUAUUUGCUGCUGGGGCGGGUCGCUACCCCGGCGGGAAGUAUACCGAGUGUUGCUGGACCACUGCUGGAACUGGCCAGUUCCGUCCUGGUGAUGCUGCUAACUCACAUACUGGGACUGUGGGGGUCUUGGAGGAGAUCCCGGAGGUCCGGGUUGAGACGAUCUGUGUGGGAGAGGAUGUUGCACGGCAGGCUGUGGAGGCAUUGAAGAAGGCUCAUCCAUACGAGCAGCCGUCAUAUAGUGUAUUUCGAAUGGAGGAUUUUUGAUCAUUUUUACUGGGAGCGUGAUUUGUGUAUUGAUGCGGCUUAGAAGGAAGGGUGGAAUUGAGUAUUUGUAUCAAGUUUGGUAUACGAUGGCUCACAUCCUCGGUUCAUAGUAAAACUCAAGAUUUGGGGAUUGGUAUAACCUCCUACCUUCGUCUGGAUCCUUUGUCUGUCCCUAAAAGCUGAAUGCAAUGCUUUAUGGAGACUCGGAG